GCGUCCUGGCCGUCCUCUCUUUUCUACUCUGCCCCGGUGGAAAAGUCCCUUUCAUUCUCUGUUCCGCUUUCUCUUCAAUCCCUUUAUAAAUCCAAACUCAUCCCUCUUCUCAUAUCCUCCUAACAUUUCCCUUUCCAAACCUUACUCAUUCUUUCAUUUUCUUCACGAAUCCAUUACCAAAACCCCCAAAACUUCUCACUGAUUGAGUAAUAAUAUACUGAACUUUGCUAAAAUGGGGGCUUUCUUUUCCUGCCCUUUGGCAAAAUACAUUGAUGUGGAAAAUGGAAUGGAAUCCAUCACUGUGAAAUCCAUCAGUUUUGGUGAUGAUGUAGUAAAAACUCCGGUGCGAUCUGUUAGUUUCAAUAGUAGAGAUUUGGAACCUAUGAUAAUGAAAUCGAUUGGUUCGGGGAGGAUGAAACUAGAAACAUCUGUUAGCUUCAAAGGAAGAGAGUUGGAGAAGAUGGUUUCAAUGGAAGCUGCAGCUGUUCCACUAGAGGAAAAAUUGCAUGUUGUAGCUGAUAGUGCAAAGAGCAAAGAGAUGGAGAAUCAAUCUCCUAGAUCAGAGAGUCAUGAUCAUGAUGAGAUCAAAAUGACGAUGGAUCUCAAUCCGACAAAUCCGAAGCACAUGGCAGCAAUGAAAUUGCAGAAAGUUUAUAAAAGUUUCAGAACCAGGAGAAAGCUUGCAGAUUGCGCAGUUCUUGUAGAGCAGAGUUGGUGGAAACUCUUGGAUUUUGCUGAGCUCAAGAGGAGCUCCAUAUCAUUUUUUGACAUUGAGAAACACGAAACUGCCAUUUCACGGUGGGCUCGAGCAAGAACCAGAGCUGCCAAGGUUGGAAAGGGUUUAUCCAAAAAUGACAAAGGUCAAAAGCUUGCUUUACAGCACUGGCUUGAGGCUAUCGAUCCACGGCAUCGAUAUGGUCACAACCUGCAGUUCUAUUAUGCUAAAUGGCUCCAUUGUCAGAGUGGACAACCCUUUUUCUAUUGGCUGGAUAUAGGAGAAGGAAAGGAAGUAAAUCUUGUUGAACAGUGCCCUAGAUCGAAACUUCAACAGCAGUGUAUCAAGUACUUGGGUCCGCUGGAAAGAGUAGCAUAUGAAGUUGUUGUGGAGGAUGGGAAGUUCAUGUACAAGCUAUCCAGGGAACUCCUCCACACAACCGGAGUCGAUAAGCAUGUGAAGUGGAUAUUUGUUCUCAGCACCUCUAAAGCCUUAUAUGUUGGCAAGAAACAGAAGGGUACAUUUCAGCAUUCAAGUUUCUUGGCUGGAGGAGCCACAUCGGCUGCUGGAAGAUUGGUUGUCGAAAACGGGAUCCUAAAGGCAGUUUGGCCUCAUAGUGGUCAUUACCGACCCACGGAAGAAAACUUUCAGGAAUUUAUCUCUUUCCUUACAGAAAACAAUGUCAACCUCACUGAUGUAAAGAUGAGUCCAGAUGAUGAUGAAGAGAAUGGAUUACAAAUACAAAAGAGCAGUCUCCAUGUUAGAUUUGGCUCGACCGAGGAGGAUUGGGCUCAAAAGUUCAGUGGCGAUCCAGAUGAUGGCAUUCCAGAGAUCAUUGCUGAAGAAAUGACUGGCAAGACAUCAGAUUUGCCAGAUCAAGAAACAUCGUCGACUGCCAAACUGUUCGAACCAAAGAGGUCAAUCAACCUGAGUAGAAAAUUAACCAUUCUUCACAUACCAGAUAGGGGUAACCUGAUCGAGAAACUCGAGAUGGAAAACCAAGAAAUGAGAUCUGAAAUGUUUGUUUUGGAGUUGGAUACUGAAGGUCCAAAGAAAAACUAUUUAGAAGAGGAAACUGGAAGUUGUGAAGUAGAGAUCAUCCCUGAUGAAUCAAUACUGAAAAGAAUAAAUUCACACAAAGAAACAAAAUCAUAUCAACUGGGAAGGCAGCUAUCUUGCAAAUGGACAACUGGUGCAGGCCCCCGAAUCGGGUGUGUUCGCGACUAUCCAGUCGAACUUCAGCUCCGAGCCUUGGAGCAGGUGAGCUUGUCACCAAGAAAGGUGAAGGUGACUGCUCAGUCCGAAUUUCAAUGCUCACCUCGGAUUGCCAGUAUGUUGAGCCCAAGGGUGUCCAGGCCAAUUGAUUUGAUUCACCAAAGUAAUACACAAACUUCUUCUCCUUUGUUCAAGGGAACAUCAGCAGUAGACAUUGGUAAUGACAGUUGA
This is a messenger RNA of Benincasa hispida (wax gourd), 2161 nucleotides long. Its product is annotated as IQ domain-containing protein IQM2-like. The record is from RefSeq and is a predicted model, not a curated record. NCBI's taxonomy places the organism in Eukaryota, Viridiplantae, Streptophyta, Magnoliopsida, Cucurbitales, Cucurbitaceae.